CUGUGGCGGGGCUGCCGGGGCUUAGGGGUGUGGCUGGUGGGCCGCCCUGGGGACGGGCCCUCAGGGUCCUGCCAGGGGAGUGGGCGGCGGCGGCGCCAACCUCCGCCGCCAAGGUUCACCACUGCCCCUGCACAUCCUCCUCGGCGGUGGAGGAAUCCGGGACAGGACUCAACGCCUAAUGAAAGAUUUAAAUCAGGAGUCAAGGCCUUAAGAGUGCCAGGCGGAGAGGUGACAUCAUAAAGAUCACGGUGGAGCACUCUGCAGGCCAGUAUUUCAAACAGGAAGAUGGCUUCAUGGUGGCCAGGAUGGAGCUGAAAGUGUGGGUUGAGGGCAUCCAGCGAAUUGUGUGUGGGGUGACAGAAACCACAACCUGUCAGGAUGUAGUGUAUGCGCUGGCCCAUGCCACAGGCAAGACGGGCCGCUUCACCCUUAUUGAGCGCUGGAGGAACAACGAGCGUCUUCUGGCCCCCAAUGAGUAUCCUCUUAAGAUACUUUUGAAAUGGGGCGAGUACUCCAAUGAUGUCCAGUUCAUCCUCCAACGGUCAGCUCUUGAGCCCAAGACCUCUAAUGGCCCGUCCGGUGUUCGUCCGGGUGGCCCACAGAGAGUGGACCCCACAAGUCGGGCUACAAUGCCCCAGAGCCCCCAGGCCACACAAGAUCGGUCCAGACAGUCCCCACACACCCACAAGGAUCUGAAAAAGUCCCUCACCUUCAGUGGAGGUCAUGCUGAUCUCCGCCGACAGGACACAGGCACCUCCUCCCCAUCCCUCGGUGGCCCGCCACUGCUGCAGGCCAUGAUGUCCCCCACUAGCCCAAGACACGGUGACUUUCCCUACCCGUCCUCCCCCACUGCCCACUGGGAGGUGAUGCCAGGCGAUGGUGGCAAGGGGGAUCAGCAGCAGCAUCCGUCCCCUACGUGGCGGCCUCCUGCUCCUCCACCCUAUGAGCUGGUUCGGGGCAACCCUCCCCCUCCCCCUGCGGCCCCAAGAAUAGGUGUGGACAAUGUGCGGGCAACUAGUCACUGGGGUUCCCCAUGGCCUGGCUCCCACUCCCCACCAGGCACCUCCCAGCCGGCAGGCCCCGUAUUAAGCCCUCACUCCCCUGUCCGUGCACCCCCAGGCGGUGAGCCCCCAUACUCCUUAGGCAGGAGGGACCAGCGGGCAGAAAUGCAGUCUGCACUAAGGCCUGAACCUGUAUAUAGUGAUGGUAGACGAGCUCCUUACCCUGGCUAUGCACACCAGGGCACCCCUGGCCUCACAACCACUCCCCCUGGCCCACACUAUCACCCCCGUGGCCCCUCUCCUAGUCAAAUAUCUCCAAUAUACAAUGGUCCUCCCCCUCCAAAGCCUCCCCACCUAGCAGGUCCACGCGAACUCCCCCCUUACCGCCACCCUCCACCACCCUCCUCCUCCCCCACCAAGAUUGCCCCAUCCCACAGCUCGCCCAGAAAACUGGUGAAUGCCUCCCAGGCUUUGCCACCCGUGCAGACGUCACCCUCCAAACAGCCUCCUCCUCUGGCCCAGGUGCCACACCCAGGGAGCAAAGUGCCUAACCCUCAUCAAAUUGGCUCAUCCCCACACUCAUCUCCCAUCCGUCAUCCAUCCCCUACCAGACACCCCUCACCCACCCGUCACCCCUCACCAACACGCUCAUGUCCCCCAGUGAGCUCAUCGAUCAUCACGGCCCCGAGUCCACACGGCAGCGCCAAGAAUCCUCGUUCCGGCAGCCCUGUCAAGGCCAUGCAGGGGAGGCACGGCAUGGAAGAGUUUUCUGUCAUGCCUGAUAAGGGCGUCCCUGUCCAUAAGCCUGGGGAGGAGCAGAGUAACAUGCGACUGGGGGAAUUUCACUCGAGGAAAGAUGAGGGAGCCAACAGCAACAUGGCCAAAGAGAUGAUGCAGUCUAGUGUCGUAAAUAACAGCAUUGGGAAAUCCACACCAGACCCCCAACCCAAGGUGAGCCAGCAUAAUAGGGGAAACAUUGACCGGCUGGCAGUGGAGAGCGUUAGUGUGUUUGGCCGGCGUGGCACCAGUGAGGAGGUCUUCCCCAACAAGGAUUCGUCACCACACCCGAACUGCACCGAGCGCCUCAACACCUCCCUGGACUCAACGCUCCCCAACCACUGCAUUAAGUCACCCCACACCAGGAGGAGCCCAGCCAAGGAAUCCCCAAAGAGUGGCCAUGAGGGAGGGCGGAUGAGCCACAACAACAAGGUGGAGCAGGUGGUGAUGGACGGCAAGUACCGUGAUCUUAUCAAGGUGAUCAACCUGCAGCGCGACAAACUGAAUAACCAGCAGGUGGAGCUAACCAAGUAUGAGGCUGAGAUAGCUUACCUGGAAGGUCGGUCGAGGGAAGAUGAAUCUCGCCUGGCCCACGUCGCCUCCGAGAUUGAGAGACAUGAGAUGAUAGCGCAGCAGAUUGACCAAGAGGUCAAUCACUUGCAGCAGCUGGAGCUGGAGGCUGACUCGGCUCAACAGGCAGAGGACAAGGUAAAGGCCGAGAUCAGUGCCCUCCAGGCCCAGUUGGCUCACUGUGAGAACCAACUGGCUGCUCACAGUGAAAAGGUGUCGGAACUAGAGAAGAACAUGACUGAAGAGCAGCAGCGCAGCCAAGAGGAGGCCCGGGCACAGCAGGAGGCCAUGGUGAGGGAAAUAGACAAACUCCAGGCAGCCAUUGCCCAGGCCAAUGCUCAGGCUGAACAUGCACAGCUGCAAUCACAACAAAUUCUGCAAGAGAUGGCAGACUCAGAAAAGACCAUAUCAGAGAAGAAGAAGGAGGUGGAGAAGCUUGUGAUGGAGAUGAAGGAUGCCAACCUGGAGUCCCUGUCCAUCACACCGUCAGAGGAGGUCCGCACCCUGCUGGAGGGUAAGACAGGAGCGGCCAAGCCAGGCAGUAGUCGCCGCAUGAUAGGAUCUCCAAGACAACUGGAAAAUGCUGUGCCCACCUCCAAAAACCCACAUGGGGUCUGGGUGUAGAUGUGUAGUGUAGCCCUCACCUCCCAACCUUGCAGCCAAGGACUCUGCACUCACUGUUCUCCUUGUGGUAUGUACUGUACUAGGUGCCUCUGUUGAUGUCUACUGUUACCAAAGUGAAUGUUGAGUAAGGAAGGAUAUGUCUGCCAAUUCAUGGGUGUCAUUCUAAUUAGAACUCUUGAUAGCAAUGAACUAGCUCUGAAAGAUUGAGUUUAGGUAUGAAAAUGAACCAUCACCAGAAUAAAGAGAUAGAAAACAUUCUUUAUUUAUUUAUUUUUUCAUUGGGGCAUUUCUCUGGAGUGUGAAUUCUACUCUAAAAAAUAAAAUUGGCUUUUGGUUUAAAUUACGCUACUAAUACAAAAAAGGCCUGAAUUUUUCAGAUAUGGUAAUAAUUUUGCUUGAUAUUUAGCAGGAAAUAUCUACAUUUUUGUCAAAAAAAAAAAAAAAAAAAAAAAAAAAAAAUCCUGAAAAGAUGGUUUUCUUACAUUUCUGGAAUGUAAAAAGUAUAAUGCAGAAAACAUUCAUAUAACCAUAUGAAUAAAUCACCAAAAUCCUUCAAAACAUGUUUUCAAGAGCAGUUGUAAGUCUGCUUGAAUUUUUAGAGCAUGAUCAGUUCAAAAUCAAGGAACUGCAAAAUGGAGGUUUGUCUGGGCAGUCAUCACAAUAUAACUUUUUUUCUGCUUUCUCCUGCACAUGCCUUUACCCCUAUUUAGAUAUUCAGCAAUUAAAACUGAACAAACAGUACUAUUAGGUCUGUGAUGUUUAUCAUCAAACUGGGUCAUGAAAUGCCUCUCAACUAGCUGAUUUUCCAAAGUUGAGGAAGACUUUCAUUCUCACUGAUCAUUCUUCAUCUGAUGUACCCUAUCAUUAAUUCAAGAAUUUCUGCUUCUCUGUAAUACAUGUAACUAAAGAAAAGAGUAAUUUUUCUUGAAAAACUGCACAGUUCAUGUCAAUGAAUGAGAUGCUGGGCACAGACGGCAGUUUAUUUUGUCACAAUAGUAUAAUUUUAUCAUACAUACCGGUAUGUGUCAUAUAACACUAUUCACCAAACACUUGCAUGCUUACUAUGAUAUAUGUAACUUACAUGAAUUGUGAUUUAAAAUGAAAAAAGUGAAGAAAAUAGCAAGGUGUGGGAGACAGUGACACUUUUUCAGCUGAGGAGAGCUGUUCCCAUUCUCUUGUCUCCAUAGUAAUGCUGGUAACGUCAUAGGUGGCAGGAAACACUGAUUUGAAUCAGAGAUGCCUCCAUGUACCUUUACAUUAACAGAAAAUUUCUUUGAAGGUCAAGGUCUGGACCAAUAACUUAGAUAGCAUUUUUGUGCUGCUAUUGGCAAAAUGGUUAAUGAUGGUUCAUUUUCACACCUCAGCCCACAUUUUUUUUACAUUUUUCCUUGAUAUCAGAACUUACUGGAAUGGCACAUAAAGAGUGGCAAACAUAGGUUAGAUAGGAUGGUAAUAUCUGUUUUAUGUGAAGGGUGUUGUUCCUUCCUUCCUCCCUGGCAGGUAGUGACACACUGGCCAGGCAGGUGCUGUGUAGGUCAUGGUGCUGACGUCACCUGAAAAUUACUCACAUUGCAAGGUUUGCUUCAUAAAGUGUGUUCCUGUGUCUGUGAAUCUUGUGUGUUCAGGAUUACCACAAUGAAACUGGCAUCUCUCCAUAUACAGUCAACAGUAAUAGAUGACUUGAGAAUGUACAUAAUUUGCAUAUUUGUACAAUGCUGUAAAGGUAGAGGGUAGGUGCUUAUGGAGGAAACAUAUCGUCAUCGUAAAUAAAGUGUGCAGAGUUGUC
Molecule: messenger RNA, 4758 nt
Organism: Eriocheir sinensis (Chinese mitten crab)
Lineage: Eukaryota; Metazoa; Arthropoda; Malacostraca; Decapoda; Varunidae
Gene: RASSF8
Product: bromodomain-containing protein 4-like
Exons: 9
Coding region: 294-2972 (892 amino acids)
Biological process (GO): signal transduction
Source: RefSeq, a predicted model, not a curated record